AUGAACAGCUCGUGCAACUUCCUGUACAGACAAGUCAUCCGCUCCUGUAAUAAAACCUUCAACGCCGAUGUGGAGGCGAAAGUGAGCGUAUUAAAUGGAGUGAAAAAUAUGAUCAGGGAGCAACUGACGACCAAGGAAGAGAAGGAUAUUAAGCAACAAUUAAUGGAAGCUAACGAUUUCAUUAAAAAUAAUAUCAUUCAGGCAGUGUAUAAUACCAACACAGGCAAUUAUAAAGUUGAGCUCAAGGAAGAACAAGUCAAAAAGGGGUCCAUAACCCUGGGAACAAAGUUCGAUAAUAAUAAGUUUCCCUUUUGA
This is a messenger RNA of Plasmodium fragile, 315 nucleotides long. RefSeq lists its product as uncharacterized. The record is from RefSeq and is a predicted model, not a curated record. Bases 1 to 315 code for a protein of 104 amino acids. Lineage: Eukaryota; Apicomplexa; Aconoidasida; Haemosporida; Plasmodiidae. The transcript has a single exon.